This is a messenger RNA of Folsomia candida, 2281 nucleotides long. RefSeq names its product adenosylcobalamin biosynthesis bifunctional protein CobDQ. The transcript is spliced from 2 exons. The record is from RefSeq and is a predicted model, not a curated record. Gene Ontology annotation, biological process: biosynthetic process. Bases 1038 to 2063 code for a protein of 341 amino acids. NCBI's taxonomy places the organism in Eukaryota, Metazoa, Arthropoda, Collembola, Entomobryomorpha, Isotomidae. Gene Ontology annotation, molecular function: pyridoxal phosphate binding; catalytic activity.
UGGUAGACGAUGUGCACUCCUUAGACUCAUGCUCAUAUUUCAUGACAUGACAAUCCAGUUUGAUGAGAUUUGAUUCUGCUAAAUAAUAUACUUCAUCCGAUGACAUCAUUUAGUUGAUUGUGCAACUUGUGCAACGUAAAAAAACAUUCUGGGCGUUUUUAUUUGCUUGUUCCUGUUGUCUAUUGAAUUCCAGAAACAUGUUUGUCGUGAAUAAUAUGCCAUGUUGUCAUUACGGGUUUUAGUGUAAUACAAUGAAGAAUUUUACCAUAUACAUUUGGUAAAGCGUCAUCCAAAUGUUGCACAAUCCGUCACAUCAAAUCCCAGAAUGGUUCUCGUUUGAAAUGAUUCAAAAGACCAAAGGUUAUCUAAAGGACAGAGGAGCUAUUAAACUCUAUCUUGUCAAAUAUUAUUCGUCCAGUCAACCUGAAAGCAACCAAACCUAUAGCAAUUUAACUCAUUUUUUUUUGUCACACUGAAAUUUGCUAUAUAUAUACAUAUUUGUUUUGCUCCCAUUCCAUGCCAUGAAAAUCCAGAUUGACGAACGGUACAGAUAAGUUUGAUGAGACUUGAUCCUGCUAAAUAAUAUACUUCAUUCAUCCGAUGACUUCAUUUAGUUGAUUGUGCAACGUAAAUAAACAUCCUGGGUGUUAUUAGUUGCUUGUUCCUGUUAUCUAUUGAAUUCCAGAAACAUGUUUGUCGUUAAUAAUGUGCCGUGUGCGAAUGUUGUCAUUACGGGUUUCAGGGUAAUACCAUGAAAAUUUUUAUCGUAUACAUUUGGUAAGGCGUCAACUAAAUGAUGCACACUCCGUCACAUCAAAUCCCAGAAUUAUUCUUGUUUUAAAUUAUUCAGAGGACAAAGGGUUAUUUAAAGGACGGCGAAGCUAUUACGUUCUAUCUUGUCAAAUAUUAUUCGUCCAGUCAACCUGAAAGCAUCCAAACCUGUAGCAAUUUAACACAAUUUUUUUGGUCUCACUGAAAUUUGCUGUCUAUAUACAUAUAUAUUUGUUUUGUUUGUUUCCAUGUAAUAAUCUAACGAAAUGUCGUCUGAUUUCAGCAACAAUUUAAAUUUUCUCGGUCCUCCUGAAGGGUUUGCCAAAUUUUGCCUUGAAGUACAAGCAUCUUUCUCCACUUAUCCAGACGACAAACAUCACUCUACCAGAACUGUGUUAGCCAAUCUUCUCAAAGUUGCAAAAUCCUCAAUCGCGAUAGGUAUCGGGGCUACAGAGUUGCUUUCAAUUUUUCCAAUAUUUUCAAAAUCCGGUGCUAUAAUUAUAGAGCCAUGUUUUUGGGAGUAUGAGUAUUUCUACAGGCGGACCCACGGAGACGCACAACCGCUUUUUAGAUUAACAUUGCUAGAGCCAGAUUUCAAGCUGGACUACAAUGAGUUGGAGCGUUCAUUAAGUAGUACGGGGGUAGAUCUGUGCUACCUAGCUAAUCCAAAUAAUCCAACUGCCACCGAAUUAGAUAACCCUAAAAUUCUGGAAAUAAUCUGCAAACAUCCUGACGUUCUUUUUAUUGUGGACGAGACAUACAUCAAUUUUUCACAGUCGGACCUAAAAAGUCUUGUACCAUAUAUCACCACAGCUACGAAUAUUUGUGUCGUAUCCUCUUUGUCGAAGAUAUACUCACUGCCUGGGCUGAGAAUUGGGAUUGCAGUGUCCAAUUCUGAACUUAUUUCUACAAUGUACGAAAGAUAUUUACUCCCUUAUGGCGUCUCGCCGAUUUCACUUUCUGCAAUUCCGUGGCUAUUAAAGCAAACUGAUUAUAUCGGUAGGACGCAAGAAAUGUACACCCAAAGGAGAGACUACAUGACGAAAAAAAUUGGAAAGCUGUUCAGCCAUAAUAUUCAAAUUGUGGAGUCUAGCUCCGCUUUUGUCCUGUUAAAAAUUAAUUCAUUCAGUAAAAAUAUGGCUAAGGAAUUGAAUAAGAUGGGUUUAACUGUUAGAAGCGGAAGCGAAUUUCCUAAGUUAGGAAAUAAUUGGAUACGCGUUUCUAUUAAAGAUUAUGAACAUAUUGACAAGUUGGUUGACGGCUUGAAGAACGUUUUGAGUGUGCGAAAUUAAACCGCAGGUUUAUUAUAUGGAAAUUCAUUCAUUUGAUUGACCACGUAUUGCUAAAUUAAAGGCGAGAUUAAAGUUAUUAUCUAGUACUUACAUUUAAUUUACCGCUAUAUUACGGGGGAAAGAACAAACAAUGAGAGUGAUGACAGAAGGCUUAGACUAAAAAACAAACAAACUUAGUUUAAUCUAGUAAUAGCAAUAAAUGAUGUCAAUCUCCUAAA